AUGGCUCCACAACAACAAUCCAUCGCCAGGUUCUUUGGUGGUGGCGCAACCUUAGCAAAGAAAAAAGACUUAAACCCUUCUUCCCCUACAAAAAAACGACCACUUUCCCCACCACCUCCCACCGCCUCCCCCGACAAACGGACCAAGAUCACCCCUGAAACCGCCGUCAAGGUAGGCGAGUCCGAAAUUCACGAAGACACCGACCCCGAAAUUGACGAACCUGUGAAGCCAAAGUCGCAACUUGAUGAAGCACAGGAGUUGAUUAAACUCAGUAAAGAACACCAGCAUGACAAGCCAGUCGUGGUGUCUUCGAAAAUCCCUUAUGCCACAUUGACUUCCAUUUUGGAAAAGAUUGAAAACGAAUCUUCCCGAUUGAAGAUCAUCCUGAUCUUGUCCCAGUUCUUUGAAGACAUCUUACUGGCAUCGUCCAUCGACAAACUUAUCAAGAUUGUGUAUCUUGUGAUUAAUCGAUUAGGUCCCGACUACGAACCUGAUUUGGAAUUGGGUCUCGGUGAGACAUUGCUUAUCAAGGCAAUCAGUGAAGGAUACGGCCGGGCCACGAGCAAGAUCAAGCUGGACUAUAAAGAAGUUGGAGAUUUGGGUCUAGUGGCCCAGAAAUCGAGAAGUGGACAACCUACCAUGUUUAAACCACAACCGUUGGACAUCGACACCGUGUUUGCCAAUUUGACCCAGAUUGCCAGGUCCACCGGUAAGGACUCCCAGCUGAAGAAGAUCGGGAUCAUUAACAAGAUGUUGACGGCGUGCGAUCCCAAAACUAACGAGGCAAAAUUCUUAAUUAGGUCGUUGGAAGGGAAACUCAGAAUUGGAUUGGCGGAAAAGACUGUGCUUAUUGCCUUGGCACAGGCGUUCGUAAAUCAUGAAAAGAAGCAUAAAGUGCACGCGGACGAGUUGAGCAAGGCAGAGGAUAUAAUUAGAGAAGCAUUCUCGCAGAUUCCCAAUUAUGAAGUGAUAAUCAAGAAUGCAUCUGAGCAUGGAGUUUUCAAUUUAUUGGACCAUGUCAGGUUAACCCCAGGUAUCCCCGUGAAGCCCAUGUUGGCAAAACCUACCAAAUCCAUUGGUGAAGUAUUGGACAGAUUCCAGCACGAGGAAUUUACCUGUGAGUAUAAAUACGAUGGCGAACGUGCUCAAGUCCACGUCUUGCCUGAUGCUAGCGUGAGGAUCUACUCGAGAAACUCAGAAGACAUGUCACAAAGGUAUCCCGACUUGAUCUCAAUCAUUACUGAAUUCAGUAAACAGCAAGAAUUACACUCGAUGAUUCUCGACUGUGAAGCAGUAGCGUGGGAUCGUGUCCAGAAUAAAAUCCUCCCCUUUCAAGUGUUAUCCACGAGAAAGAGAAAGGACGUGAAUGAAAAGGACAUCACGGUGCACAUCUGUCUUUUUGCAUUUGAUUUGAUUUACUAUAAUGGGGAAUCCCUAAUUACAAAAUCGCUCGCAGAGAGACGAGAGGUGUUGUACAACAACUUCACCACCAUUGAAGGGAAAUUCCAGUUCGCCACGAAAAAGGACUCGUCCAACUUGGACGAAUUGCAAUUGUUCCUUGAUCAGUCCGUCAAGGACUCGUGUGAGGGAUUGAUGGUGAAGAUGUUGAAUGGAACCGAGUCCUUCUACGAACCAUCAAAACGGUCGAGAAACUGGCUUAAAUUAAAGAAGGACUAUUUGGCUGGUGUAGGCGAUUCCCUUGACUUGGUCGUUAUUGGCGCGUAUAACGGUAGGGGGAAGAGAACCGGGACGUACGGUGGGUUCUUGCUUGCUUCGUAUAAUCAAGAUUCGGGCGAGUUGGAAACCACAUGUAAGAUAGGAACGGGGUUCAGUGAUGAAGAUUUAACCAAUUUGUAUAAUAAGUUACACCCCACCGAGAUUCCUAAUCCUAGACCACAUUUUGUGUAUGAUUCCACCAAUUCAAAUGCUGCUCCUGACGUAUGGUUUGAACCUAGUUUAUUAUUCGAAGUAUUGACUGCUGAUUUGUCGUUGAGUCCAAUUUAUAAAGCUGCUCAUACCGAGUAUGGAAAGGGUAUUUCCUUGAGAUUCCCUCGUUUCCUUAGAAUUAGAGACGAUAAGGGAAUCGAAGAUGCCACAAGUUCAACCGAAGUUGCAGAAUUCUACGAACGUCAAGCUCACGUAAACUAG
Molecule: messenger RNA, 2148 nt
Organism: Spathaspora passalidarum NRRL Y-27907
Lineage: Eukaryota; Fungi; Ascomycota; Pichiomycetes; Serinales; Debaryomycetaceae
Product: DNA ligase (ATP)
Exons: 1
Coding region: 1-2148 (715 amino acids)
Biological process (GO): DNA repair; DNA recombination; lagging strand elongation
Cellular component (GO): nucleus; mitochondrion
Molecular function (GO): ATP binding; DNA ligase (ATP) activity; DNA binding
Source: RefSeq, a predicted model, not a curated record